Messenger RNA from Rhinocladiella mackenziei CBS 650.93, 1227 nucleotides. RefSeq lists its product as uncharacterized. The transcript is spliced from 2 exons. The coding region runs from base 1 to 1227 and encodes 408 amino acids. Gene Ontology annotation, molecular function: ATP binding; ATP hydrolysis activity; DNA clamp loader activity. NCBI's taxonomy places the organism in Eukaryota, Fungi, Ascomycota, Eurotiomycetes, Chaetothyriales, Herpotrichiellaceae. Gene Ontology annotation, biological process: DNA repair; DNA-templated DNA replication. The record is from RefSeq and is a predicted model, not a curated record. Gene Ontology annotation, cellular component: Elg1 RFC-like complex; Ctf18 RFC-like complex; nucleus.
AUGUCAGACUAUGAAGAUGAGAUGGACUUGGAUGGACCCUCGUCCAAAGACAAGUCAAUCCUAUUCAGUCCAGACAACACAGCUGGAAAGCAGAAGCGAAUAGCGGCAGACUUGCCAGUGGAGGCAGGGGACAACCUACCAUGGGUUGAGAAAUACCGGCCAAACACACUUGAAGACGUUUCCGGUCAUCAAGAUAUCCUCGCAACUAUUAACAGAUUCGUGGAACAUAACAGACUUCCCAAUCUUCUCCUGUACGGACCUCCGGGCACAGGUAAAACGUCGACGAUUCUUGCAUUGGCGCGGCAAAUAUAUGGAGUAAAGAAUAUGCAACAGAUGGUGUUGGAACUUAACGCGUCAGAUGAUCGUGGGAUUGACGUUGUGAGAGAACAAAUCAAGACUUUUGCCUCUACAAGACAAAUUUUCAGUGUUUCGACGCAGCAAACCACCUCAGCGGCCAAAUUCGGCCUCGGAGCCUUCAAACUGAUUAUUCUUGAUGAGGCCGACGCGAUGACAUCCGCGGCCCAGAUGGCCCUUCGAAGAAUCAUGGAAAAGUACAUCGCCAACACCCGGUUCUGCAUCAUCGCAAACUACACACAUAAACUGUCUCCGGCGUUGUUGUCACGAUGUACGAGAUUUCGCUUUUCUCCUCUGAAAGAGGCCGAUAUCCGUCGACUGGUGGACCGUGUAGUAGCAGAGGAACAUGUCAACAUUACCCCCGAAGCAAUCGAUUCUCUGGUUAAACUGUCCAAGGGAGACAUGCGUCGCGCUUUGAAUGUUCUUCAAGCUUGUUAUGCAGGUUCCAGGCCACUUCCCAUGCGAGGCGAGGCACCAAUUAAAGAAUCCGACAUCAAGCACGAGUUGAUCACAAACGACACAAUCUACCACUGUGUUGCCGAGCCCCACUCCGAAGAUAUUCGAUUGAUCAUGACGACCAUGUUGAGUACGCCAGAUGUAACGAGCUGUCUCAAUACGAUCAAUUCUUUGAAGAGCACUCGUGGUCUUGCACUGGCAGAUAUACUGACAGCGUUGGCUGAAGAGCUGCAGACUCUCGAAGUCAGUCCCGCUACGAGGGUGACAUGGCUGCAAGGUCUGGCCGAAAUUGAAUAUCGACUGGCUGGAGGGGGUAGUGAAGGUGUACAAACAGGCGGGAUGGUCGGUGUGGUAAGGACUGGAUGUGAGUUGAUGGGAGAGAAAGGAAUUGGAGAGAAGAUGAGCGUUGAUGGAUGA